Molecule: messenger RNA, 1364 nt
Organism: Pomacea canaliculata
Lineage: Eukaryota; Metazoa; Mollusca; Gastropoda; Architaenioglossa; Ampullariidae
Product: CD109 antigen-like
Exons: 11
Coding region: 162-1205 (347 amino acids)
Molecular function (GO): endopeptidase inhibitor activity
Source: RefSeq, a predicted model, not a curated record
GUGGGUGAAGUAGUAGAGUUUACAGCUCGCACUACGGAGCCAGUGAAGCACAUCACAUAUCAGGUUUACGCAAAAGGGACGAUGGUUUUUGAGUCCAAGGUGGUCUCGCCCGUGGAGGCCGGAAGUCAAACGUUUCCAUCUCAUUCACACUCACAGCAGUCAUGGCGCCCAACUGCCGCCUUCUAGCCUUUUACUUCCGCGACAAUGGCGAGGUAGUUCCAGACAGUAUGUCCGUCAGUGUCCAGGGAACCUCGGACAACCCAGUAAAUGUCACGUUUUCUGUAGAAACGGCCAAACCAGGAGACACUGUCAAUCUUGUAAUCAGUGCCAAGCCCAACACCACCAUUUUCUUGCUGUCUGUAGACAAGAGCGUUCAGCUCCUCAAGUCUGGAAACGACAUCACACAGGACACGAUCACCGAGGAGCUUGUAUCCUACGACUACGGCUCCGGGUUUUACGGGUACUGGCGAUAUAUGUUCAUCUGCGGGUGGCCAUACCCUUCAAGGGGAUCCGAUGCUAGUCAAGUCUUUAAUGACGCCAACGUGAUCAUACUCACAGAUGGUCUGGUGUAUGAAAAGCCAAUCGAAAGAUAUCCGGUUUUUCGGUUCGCUUCUAAUGUAAGAGGAGGUAUGGCAGAAGCUGCAGAUUUUGCAUCCCCUCCUGCUUCUCCUGACUCGCCUGUGGAAAGAAUCCGCAAAAAUUUUCCAGAAACAUGGCUUUGGUCUAUGGUCAUUGUCGGUUCUAGUGGAAUUUACAUUCAACCAGAGAUCGCUCCAGAUACAAUCACUACCUGGCUGACGACUGCCAUCGCAGUCCACCCUCUUUAUGGGCUGUCGGUCACACCCAAGCCUGCUGAGAUCACAACCUUCCUGCCACUGUUUGUCACCUUGAACAUGCCUUACUCGGUGAUCCGUGGGGAGGACAUCUGUAUGAAGGCCUUUGCCUUCAACUAUUACGAAACUGCAUUGAAGAUGACCCUGACGAUGGGAAAGACUGAUGGCAUACAGGUUAUCCGCUUGCAACGAAACAACAGAAAACCGAAGGGGGUGGAGGAAGUGCGCCAGUCUAUCAGUGUCUCUCAUUACCUCGGCACAGUGAACCCUGACACGGUAGCGACACGGACUUCUGCUUCACGCCGGUCAAGCUGGGGUCAUUGCCCAUCCGGGUCAACCUCACAACACCCUCAGUCCCUGGAGACGGUGUAGAGCAAAUGCUUCUUGUCAAGCCGGAGGGUACUCCGAAGUCCGAGGCAGAGUCCAUAAUUCUGGACGUGAGGCCGGGCGUCCUGUUCUCACAUAUCGCCAACAUCACCUUCCCUAGUGGCGUAGUGCAGGGCUCACAACACAUCUCUGUCGCAAUAGCUG